AUGAGGAGAACCAACAUGUGGCUCCUGGAGCGACUUCGGGGCGCCGGCGAGAACGGUGGCGCCAGGGGCGAGGCGAGCGACAAGGCCGGCAAGGGGCCGCUGUACAGCAACGUCCUCACGCCGGACAAGAUCCCUGACUUCUUCAUCCCCCCGCCCCCGGCCCCGGGCACCACGGCGCAGACCGCCCCCGGCUUCGCUGCGCUGGCCGAGAGCCCCCGCGCGCGCCGCAAGGAGCCCCUGUUCCACAGCGAGCACGGGGCCCUGGCCCAGGCCACCUCACCAGGCGCUGCGCGUCGCCGGGCGGCCGCCCAGGCCAACGGGAGCGGCGACUCAGCCAGGGAGCUGGGCAGCGCCCUUAUGAGCCCUGGGCGCUACUUUAGUGGCGGGGAGAGCGACACGGGGUCUUCGGCCGAGUCCUCCCCGUUCGGGUCGCCACUGCUGUCGCGCUCCGUGUCGCUCAUCAAGGGCUUGGCCCAGGACAGCCAGGCCAAGGUGAGCCACCUGAAGCAGUCGGUGGGCCGCCACGGCUCACUGUCCGCCGACGACAGCACGCCGGACACCAGCCCGGGCUCGCGCCGCCGCCUGAGCCGCCGCUCCGCCACCCCGGAGCCGGGGCCCGAGCCUCCGCGCGCUGAACACGCCGUGCGACUGGGUGCGCGGGGCAGCGUGCGGCUGCUGGCCGAGUACGAGGCAGCCCAGGCCCGGCUGCGCGUGCGCCUGCUGGCCGCCGAGGGCCUCUAUGACCGCCUGUGCGACGCCCGCAGCAUCAACUGCUGCGUGGGGCUGUGCCUGGUGCCUGGCAAGCUGCAGAAGCAGCGAAGCACAAUCGUCAAGAACAGCCGUCACCCGGUCUUCAACGAGGACUUCUUCUUCGACGGGUUGGGCCCAGCCAGCGCGCGCAAGCUGGCACUGCGCAUAAAAGUGGUCAACAAGGGCAGCAGCUUGAAGCGGGACACGCUGCUGGGCGAGAAGGAGCUGCCCCUCACCACGUUGCUCCCCUUCCUGUGA
Molecule: messenger RNA, 1008 nt
Organism: Elephantulus edwardii (Cape elephant shrew)
Lineage: Eukaryota; Metazoa; Chordata; Mammalia; Macroscelidea; Macroscelididae
Gene: C2CD4C
Product: C2 calcium-dependent domain containing 4C
Exons: 2
Coding region: 1-1008 (335 amino acids)
Source: RefSeq, a predicted model, not a curated record